AUGCCCCUGCUUGUUGUUGGAUCGGUCGCCAUUGAUAACGUUGAAACCCCAGAGGGCGGUCGGCACGACAACCUGCUGGGCGGGUCCGCGACCCACUUCUCGUACGCGGCCAGUUUCUUCACGCCCGUCCGUCUGGUGGGCGUGGUGGGCGAGGACUGGCCGGCCGAGCACACCAAACUGCUCCAGAGCCGCAACAUUGACACCACCGGCCUGCAGGUCGUGGAAGGCGGCAAGACCUUCACCUGGACGGGCCGUUACGAGCCGAACAUGAACGACCGGGAGACGCUCAACGUCGAGCUGAACGUGUUCGGCGAGUUCAACCCGGUGCUGCCCGAGAAUUACCGCCAAGCCCAGUACGUCUUCCUUGCCAACGGCGUGCCCGGUGUGCAGCAGAAGGUGCUCGACCAGACGCCCGGUCGGAGGCUGGCCGUGGCGGACACCAUGGACCUGUGGAUCGAAACCCAGCGUAAUGAUCUCGACGCGUUGCUGGGACAGCUCGACGGUCUGGUGCUCAACGACAGCGAGGCCAAGUUGAUGACCGGCACAGAAAACCUCGUCAAAGCCGGCCACAUGGUCCGCGACAUGGGACCCAAGUUCGUGAUCAUCAAGAAGGGCGAGCAUGGCGCCAUGUUCUUCUCUGAGCACGAGACCUACGUCAUGCCCGCCUACCCGACCGACCUGGUUGUCGACCCGACCGGCGCGGGCGACAGCUUCGCCGGCGGCAUGAUGGGCUACCUGGCCGAGCAGGACAAUGGAUUCGAGCCCGAGCAGAUCAAGACCGCCAUGGCCUACGGCACGCUGACCGCCAGCUUCAACGUCGAGGGCUUCGGUCUUGCCCGCAUGAAGGAGAUCACCCGCGACGACAUCGAGGAACGGAUGGUGAAUGGCCCGCCCGCGUUUCCUUUCACGCCCGACAACUACUUGAAGACCCGCACCUUCAUCGCCGUCGAGGCGUCACCCGAAGUCCGCGCCGGGGCGUUGGCCGCCGUGCAGCGAUUGGCGGCGCACCGAAAAGACUACCGCUGGGUGGAGAAGGAGAACCUGCACUUCACGCUGCAGUUUCUUGGCGACAUCACGGAUCAAGAAAUCGUCGACGUCUGCAGCCGGGUCAAAGCAGCGGUCGAGGGCUUCGAUCCCUUCGAGAUCACCGCGCAAGGGAUCGGCGCAUUCCCGACCCCAGCCAAGCCAAAAGCGUUAUGGGUGGGGGUCGGCGAGGGCGAAGAGGCGUUGGUCGAGUUGCACGCGGCAAUCGAUGCACGGCUCGCUGAGCUUGGGUUCCGUGGAGAGAAUCGCCGCUUCGUGCCCCACCUGACGAUCGGCAAGCUGCUCAGGACCUCGCGACCACCGGAAGAGCUGGCGGGUGAGCUGUCCAGCCUAACCGACUUCGAGGCGGGAAAAAUGGUGGUGGAUGCUGUCACCGUGUACGCCAGUCAACUUCGCCCAGACGGGCCCGAAUAUCACGUGCUGGCCCGCGUGACCCUGUAG
Messenger RNA from Ostreobium quekettii, 1485 nucleotides. NCBI's taxonomy places the organism in Eukaryota, Viridiplantae, Chlorophyta, Ulvophyceae, Bryopsidales, Ostreobiaceae. The record is from the annotation of a GenBank genome assembly.